Molecule: messenger RNA, 1772 nt
Organism: Staurois parvus
Lineage: Eukaryota; Metazoa; Chordata; Amphibia; Anura; Ranidae
Source: the annotation of a GenBank genome assembly
AUGUUUCUACUAUUUUUAUUACACAGUGAUCUGUGUUUUUCCUUUACCCAGGUACUGUCCCACAAUCUAUACACUGUACUAUGCAUACCUCAUGAUCCUGUAGCACUGGAAGAUCAUUUUCGUGAUGAUGAUGAUGGCCCGGUGUCCAGUCAGGGUUAUAUGCCAUAUUUGAAUCAAUACAUACUGGACAAGGUGGUAGAAGGCACAUUUGUAAAGGAGAGCUUCCAUGAGUUAUGCUGGACUCUAACAGCUAAAAAGAACUAUCAUCCGGCUGAAAAAGUGAUUUCUAAUAGGGAUGCUUUUUGCCUUUGGUGCCUUUUCAACUACUUGUCAGAAGAUACAUACCCUCUAAUAAUGGUCCUUGACGAGAUUUUUUUUUUAAAGGUGCAGUACCUUCUGCAGAAGCUGCUCACAACAGCCCGGUCAGAAAUAGGAGAGAUGGAACUGGGCGAGAUGUUGUCCUCCUUAGGACAAGGAAUAUCUGUCUGGCAAUUCCUUGAUCUUGUUACUUCACCAAAAAUCCUGCGGGGUAUCAGCAUGGAAACACUUAGUAUGGCAAUCCAAGAUCUGUAUGAAGAAAUCAUACAAGAUGUACUGAAGCAGGGGUACCUUUUAAAGAAGGCUAAUUUGAGAAGAACAUGGACUGAGCGUUGGUUUGUUCUAAAGCCUAAUGUUUUCUGCUACUAUGUGAGCGAAGAAUGUAAAGAAAAAAAGGGCACAAUUGCUAUAGACAAAGAUUGUGGUGUGAGGAUACUUCCUGACAGAGAUGGCCGUCGAUGUAUGUUCUGCGUUAAAACUCCCACAAAAACCCAUGAAAUGAGUGCAUCUGACACAAAGCAUCGGCAAGAAUGGGUGACAGCUAUCCAGACAGCUAUCCGACUCCAGCAGUCCAGCUCUGUCUCGUUACACCGUGAGCUGCAAAGUAGGCGAAGGGAACAGAGAGAGCAACGGGAACAGCGCAGACUUGCACGAGAGCAGGAGUUGCAGAGACUGGCAGAACUUCAGAGUGAAAGAGAAAGACAGCAAAAGGAAUUGGAGCAGCUGAGAGAGGCACAAAAAAAAGGCAGAAGAAGCCAUGAUACAAGAACAGCACAGGCAAAGAGAACAGCAAGAAGAGAUGCAGCGACUACUGGCAGGAAAGUUAAAAGAGGCAGAGGAGGCACGUGCUUCUAUGCAGGCAGAGAUGCAGCAGAAGGAGAUGGAGGCUUUGCGCCAGAGACAAAGGAUUCAGGAGCUGGAACAACUGCAGGAGCGUUUUUGCAGGAAGCUUUGGCUCAAGAAAUCAAAGCACGUCAAGAUGAAGAGGAGUACAGACAUGCACAAGCAAAGCUGCUUAUGCAAGAAGAAGACAAACUGCAAGUUCUUCUUAGAAUGCAGGAAGAACAGGCACAUUUUGUAGAGAGAGCGCAGAGGGAAAAACAGGAGCUGCAACAAGAAAUGGAGAUAAAGAACAAAGAACUACAAGAGGCACAGAGACAAUUAGAAGAUGUAAGGGAAAACAGACAAAGAGCUGACAGAGAUGUACAGGUGGCACAAAGGAAACUUCACCAAGCCAGUACAAAUGUCCGACAUUGGAACGUUCAGAGAUGAACAGGUUAAUGCAUCCUAUAUCUCCUGGAGAAAAACGCUCAGCCUCUGCUGGUGGAUUUCAGGGAUUAUGGGGCCCAAGUCUCAUUCGUCGGGACUUAUCUAUUAAAAGACUGCAGAUGUUAGAGGAGAAAAAAGCCCCUCAAAGUACUGGAGACCAAUUGGAAAAUUCAGUAAACCUAUGA